ACACACUGUUCAGAGGAGGAGGAGGAGGAAGAGGAGGAGGAGGAGGGCCUCCCUGCCUGAUUCACUGCUGCAGAUCGACGUGACGGUGUUUGCGCCCUACCUGUUGAUCCUCUCCAGGCAGCAGCACCAUGGGGAACUCCGCGUCCGGUCUUCUGGAUGAGACCAAAUCCGACUACAUUAAAGGCCAGGCUGAGGCCAAGCUGAAGGAGUUCAGUCCGUACUACAGGAAGCAGUUCUCUGUGGCUCAUUUCGCUCAGGUGGAAGAUGAGCUGGAGCAGCACAAAGAGAAGAUCACACAGCUGCUCCAACAGAGGGAGGCUCCUGAGGAGGGCAAGGUGCUGUAUGAGGAUGUCGUCCUUUAUUUUGAUGACACCAGGAAGUGGAAGGAGAGGUACGUGGUGGUGAGAGCCAACUACUGCCUGGAAUGUCACGACAGCCUGGAGACGUUUGUCAAAGGAAUUCCUCCACGCCAAAAGCUGCUGCCUACAGGGGGCACCGUUCUGACCACAGAGGAGGCGUACAUGGCCAUGGUGGACAAGUGCUUCCCCGAUGAUACCAAUGUGAAGGAGGACUUUGCUCCUCCUCUGUCGGGGAUGCUGGGACAGUUUCCUGUCUACCUGCGUCUGCCCUACAGGAGUGAUUACUACUUCUGCUUCAGACAACAGGCCCCACAAGCUGCCUUCCUCUCCAUCCUGUCCGACUGCAUCAGGCACCAGAACCAUGACUUCCUGAAGAAGAAGACAUGUGAAGUGCAGGCCUUCCUCAAAGCCAUCCAGCUCUACAGAGAGGACCAAGGCAAAUACGAGGUCUGGGACAUGCUGAUAGGAAGUGAUGUCAGGGUGAUGGCCAACCUGGUGAUGGAGCAGCUGCUGCCGACUCUUGAGGUUGACUUGCUGCCUCGUCUCAAAGCCAAGAAGACGGAGAAGAAGAGAGUUUGGUUUGCUACGGUGGAGGCGGCGUACAUCCUGGUCCAGGAGGAACUGUUGGAGGGACUUGCAGCACUAAAGGAGGAAUGUCAGACCUCGGUCCAGCAGCAGAAAGUGCUUAUUCACUCCGACAUGAACCCGAUCCUCAACUCCAGACGGCAGCUGGAGGAAAAAGUCCGAGCCAAAGUAUCGGAGCCAGCAGAGAAGCUGUGCUCCGAGUCCGUCCAGCCGUACCUGGGCUCAGUCCUGGAGGAACUCAUGCAGCCCAUCAGCUCUGGUUUCCAGGAGGGACGGCAGCUGAGUGAAAACAUGAUGGACCAGGUGUGUCAGGACAUCCUCGGAGACAACGAGAAACUGAAAAAGGCUCUUGCUCACAUGGCGAGGCCGAACCUGCUGAGCUGCUACCAGAAGAUCGGCUCCCUGCAGGAGAGGCUGCAGGACCUGCAGGAGAGAUUUGGUUUCUCAAACAUCACAGACGUGAUCCACAGCGCUCAGAUCGACCUGCAGCAGCUGAUUGAGAAUGCAGCUUACACGUUCGAGCAGCUGCUCUACAAAGCUGUCCAGGACAACCCAGAAAACGCCAGCUCGGCCAUCGAAAAGGCCAAACACAGAGUGCUCAAGCAAUAUGACUAUGACAGCAGCACCGUGAGAAAGAGGAUCUCCCAGGAGGCUCUAGUGUCCAUCACUCUGCCCUUCAUCAAGAAGAACUUGGCCCCGACCUGCAAAACUGAGCUUCAGAGUCUUCAACAGUUCAUCUAUGCCGAACACUCCAACUUCAUCCACGUUGACAAUGUUUAUGAGAGCGUCCUCCUGCAAACUCUGGACAAGGAGGUCACCAAAGUGGUGAAGGAGGCGGCGAGUCUUAAGAAGUACAACCUGUUCACAGACAGCAGAGACCUGCUCAGUCAGUCCAGCCGCUCCAGCCUCUCCUCCCCGUCCGUCUCCACUCCGAGCAGCCCCGCCAUGGCGCUUGCCUCACCUGCGAAAACCUCCUAUGAGCACCAGCCCCCGUCUCCUCUUACAGUCAACGGUAUGUCGUCCAGCCCCCAGAAGGAAGAGCAGCACGAAGCGGACGUGUUCGUUACAGAGACAUGUCCGGGGAAGGCUGAACAAAUAGAAGAAGCUCAGAGUGUCGCUGUCGAUCAGGAGGUACUGGCGCCGGAAGCAGAAGAUGUUGUGCAAACUGUGAAAGCAGAAGCAAGCACCAUUGUCACCCCUGAGACCUCAGCUUUAGCAGCUACAACCAACCAGAGCGAGACACAAAGCAAGAGACAGGAAGUUCCUGAGACUUUGAUCCAAGAGGAAGUGAUUUCUGUCAAAACGGAGAAAGUUAAGACGGCUGCUGAACCUCAGAGCACAGACGCGCCAAAAGAAGCAGAAAUCCCCACAGUUGUAGAAAAUACUAAGACAGCUGCAGAGGCAGAAGCUCCUGCGCGAAGUCCUGACCCUACAAAUGAACCAGUAAACACGUCAGGUGAGGGUGCUGGUGAUCAAACUGUAGCCAGCGGUGAAGUCAAGACACACUGUGGAAGCUCAGAAAUCAAGUUAGAGGCUCCCUCUAGUGGUCAAACACCCGUACUCACAGCUGCAGAUGUCAGCCUGGACAUAAAGCCAGACGAAGCAGAACCAGUCACUGUCUCAGACCCUAAUUCCCUGGAUGUGUCAGUAGGAAGUGAGUCAGCUCCGUCAGAUUUGGAGUCCGAGGAGGAAGCCAGAGUAACAGAGAGCAGCAAGGACGAAGUCUGGACGAGCCCCGACGCCUUGGAGGAGCAGGGUGAUCUCAGUACAUCACCUGCGAGCUCAGACGAUCCCGCUGUGGACAAAACCGUCAGCGAGGAGCCGUCUCCUCAGGUCCAGACAGAAGCUGUGAGCGGCGGCGUCAGAGUAGGAGUGGAGGCGUCGGUGGAGGCCGCCAAAGAGGACACCCCUUCCAGCCCUGAAGCCCGGCCCCUGGACAGCAUCAAGGAGAUCCGUGACCUGGUGGUGGAAGUGUUCGAGGUGGAGGAGCUGGUGCAGCAUUACCCAACGGGAUAUCUAAAAGAGGAGUGAGGCGUCAUGACCAAUCAACAGCAGCAUUCCUGUUCUUUCUGCAAGAUGAGGGACAAAAUAACUAAGAUGUUCUGCUGAAAGGGAACCGAAUCAUCACCAGAAGAUAACGGUAGCUUCCAUUUCUGACUAAACUGCACUGCCUCGUCUGUCGUGGUGUUAAAACAAGGAUGCUUUUUCCUCAGAGCUGAAACCGAAAAAGACUCCUGAGAAACAUUCACGCUCCCACAAAUGUUUUUUUUAAAAGCACAUAUGCAUGAAUUUAUGGUAAAUUAUUAAUACAAGUCAUUUACACAAAUCAAUAUAUUAUCUGUGUUAGGUGUAUACAACCAACAGGUUCGUUUCAUUCAGUGACUGACAGGAAAUUAUUGCACUCCAAUUAUUUUAGUACCAAAUUGUUUUAGAAAAUCUAGAUAUAGAAAUAUUUUUUAUAAGAAAUGCUGUGGUCGAUUUAAAUCUAUUUAGAAGAAUCUAUUUUUUGGAAAAUGCUUUAGACGCUUUAUUUCUGAGAGUGUAUCUGGUCUCGGUUAGCCUAACUUAGCAUAAUACCUGGACGCAGGGGGAAACAGCCUGACUCUUUCCAAAGUUCAGAACUCCUCCUACCAACACCUUUUAAAGCUCACUAAUUAAUAAUAAAUAAUAUUUGGUUUGAAAAGGGAAUUGGUGGAAGAAGGAUUAAGGAAGUAGCACAACGACAGCAUAAAAUACUCCAUUAUUAAGUUCCUGCUUUAAAAAAAGUUAUUUUGUAAAAGUAAACAAGUGUGAGUCCGAUGUACAUAAAGUAUGAAAAGUAAUCACGCAAAAUAGCUCAGAUAUAUUUUACUGGAGUAUUAUUACUGAUGCAUUAACAUCCGUAUAAGCAGCAUUUUAAUGUUCUCAGGGUGGAACGUGUUUUUACGAUGCCACCAGCACACCACACUUCUCCCAAUCUACUGCCAUGCAUCAUAUUUUAUAAACCGAUCACAUGUUUUACUCGUAAAAUCCUAAUCUGGAAAGAGUCACCAAAGCAAAUUCCUUGUAUGUGUAAAAACUACUUGGCUAUAAAACUGCUUCUGAUAAAUGUAGUGGAGAAGUAGCAGAGAAUUGAAAUACUAGUAGAAGUACGAGUAGCUCAACAUUACACUUGAGUACAGAAAAUGUUCUUACUUUCCACCAUGUUGUUACAGACACCCGUUGUAAAUCUGUAAUUAGUUCCAGCAGGUACAGCAUCUCCUCCCUACGGCUCUGUUUGUGUACAGAUGAAACAAACAAAGGUAGAUAAUGUUAACCAGUGAGCUUCAGAUGUGUUGGUAGGUGGAGGACGGAACCAGGCCAGCUCUGAGAUCGAGUCCCAUCUGAACGUCUCACUCUUAGACACAAAGCAAAUAAGCGUCUUUGCCAAAAAUAUCAAACUGUUGUUCCAAACAGGCUACACGAGUUUUAGAUUGUUAAAGCAUUAUAAACACCUACUUUAAUAUAUCAGACCACACGAGCUUGAUUAAUACCACUUCCACUUUCCAGCUGUAGUUUAGGGACAUUUCUUUCUCAUUAAUGUGAUUUAUUUUUUAUCUACUGAAGGAUUAACAAAAACAAACUGAAGAAGUGCCUUUGCAGUACCUCCAUGUUGCCUUAGAUCACAUGAUGAUGGAAACGAGCCUCUUUCACGUGGAUAAUGUUGCUGCCCGAGGCGGAUCACCAGUGCUCGAGCAUCACCUGCGCGAAAUGCCUUUUACCUGUGUAGAGCAUCUCAUGCAGACACGGUUAGAAAGUUUACAGUGUGAGUACAGGGAGGAACGUUUGACCAGAAACUGUCUACCAGAUGAACGCCGGCUGAUGGAGACGCCGUGUGGAAAUAUUAAUAAAACAAACAUACCCUCAAACUAUUUCUGUGAACUCUCCACGCUCUGGUCUGAAUGUUGGUGAAACAACACAAAUAAUAAAAGCUUUUGUUUGCCAAUAAAACAAAUACAGCA
Micropterus salmoides (largemouth bass) is the source of this 4924-nucleotide messenger RNA. RefSeq names its product niban apoptosis regulator 1a (gene niban1a). Lineage: Eukaryota; Metazoa; Chordata; Actinopteri; Centrarchiformes; Centrarchidae. The transcript is spliced from 14 exons. The coding region runs from base 129 to 2975 and encodes 948 amino acids. The record is from RefSeq and is a predicted model, not a curated record.